AUGCCGCAUAUGAAAAGGUGCACUCCAACCAGUUAUGUCACCUUAGAUCAGCGAGUUUGGUUGGGAAGUAAACCAAGGGACUUGCCCAAUAUCAGAUGGAUGACCAUGCCAGCAGCUUCUGAUGGAAUUCUGGAAACGCUAACUGUGGUUGUAAGUCUGGAUGUUCAACAAGAGGUUGGAUGUUCAACAAGACGUCGUGUCUGUCAAAAAGCAGAUUUGAAGUGUACUGGUCUUUGUUCCUGUUGCGAGUGCACAAAUUUUCCCGACCAGAAUACAGACGAGAACAAUUUGUCAGGUGAUGACAAUGAUGGUGGCCUAUUGUUCGAACUUGAUGGCGAUGACAGUGGAUUCGAUGGCAUAUUUGAAGAACAAUGAUGGUAAUGCACAUAGGUAUUAUCUGCGCAGUGCAGUAGAUCAUUAUUUAUUUACUCAUUCGAUAUUCUCAUUCGGAUCCACAGUACUUAUAUUAUAAACAUGUAUAUCCCUCUCAUGGACAAGGUUAAUGCAUAUAUGGUCAUGGCUGAGAAGCUGAAACGCACCCUGGUGGGGGAGCUUAAUUUAAACGCACCCUAGCUGGCGCAGUAGCAAAUCUAAAAGAAAAAGUCAACUACUACGUAUGUGCACGAAAAGCCAGGUUGAAUCGGUUCCUUGUUAUUCUAGAUAGUAGCUAAAUACCAACUUAUGUCACAAUAUAAUAUAUAGUAGAACUUUACCAGACAAAAGCCAGGACAGCUUAUUGUAGAAUACAUGGAUCCGAUAAGUGGGAUUUUAUUGCACUGAUGAAAAUCUGGGCUCAAGGAUGAAUACAUUUCUUUCAGUUAUAGAUAUGGAUUUUAUAUUUCCUCCCAAUUUAUCUUUUUUUAUGAUGAUUUUCGAGUUGCCUGGGAGAUGUUUCAUUCACAGUUAAACGCCUUCACUUGUGCAGUCCGGUUUCGUCAUAGAUAUCUUAUAUACACUAUAGAUAGCGCAUCUCUUUUAGUAAAAUUGAAGCCAAAAAUAUUCCAGCGGUUACCCCCAUUUGAAUAGAUGGCGUUAGGGUUAGGGUUAGGGCAAUGUUGGUCGUUCCCACUUGCUAAUAAACGCUUAAAAACAAUAACUUUCAUCAUUUGAAUAGUUUAAAAACGUAUUUGGAAUAGGGUUAACUUGAUGUUUAAGUUCCCUGUUUAAGAAGCAGAAAACAUACGAAUCUUCUCAUUUCAUGGGAACGACCUGAGACUGCAAUCAAGGCUUCAAUUUUUGAAUUGCAGACUGAUAAUUAGAUGCACUAUCUAGUGUAUAUAAGAUAUCUAUGGGUUUCGUCGGUUGGAAAAGAUGGUUGUUUUUGGCUGAGACAGAGCGUUUUUAGUAUGCUGACUUGUCGACUGACAUGCGGUAAGUGUCAAUAUGUGGCGGUUCGACAACUCGUCUUGUGCAAGCUGUUCAGUCAAAGUUUAAAUCGGUAUAAGCUUAAAAAUAAUCUCAAAUGAUGCGAAUAACUAGAUUUGAAUAAUUAUAGGCCUAUUUCAGUCCUUCCAGUAGUUUCAAAAAUUUUCGAAAAAGUUGUCUUUGACCAAGCAUAUACCUUUUUAAACAAAAACAACCUUUUAUCUGACAUACAGUCAGGAUUUAGACCUCUUCACUCAACGUUAACAGCUAUGCUUGAUGUCACUGAUAAAUGGUACACUAACAUGGACAGUGGGUUAAUAAAUGCUGUCUUAUUCAUUGAUUUAAAAAAGGCUUUUGAUACCAUUGAUCAUAACAUUUUACUACAGAAGUUAGCUUGUUACGGUUUCAACAAAGAAGCGAUUGAUCUUUUUAGAAACUAUCUUUCUGAUCGUACUCAAAUAACAGUUAUUAACAACAUACGAUCUGAUACUCGUAAAGUAACCUGUGGAGUUCCUCAGGGAUCUAUCUUAGGUCCACUACUGUUUUUAAUAUAUAUAAACGACCUACCUAAUAGUGAAUUGGUAUCAGAUGGGCGUUUAUUCGCUGAUGAUACCAACUUGACUUUUGCGGACAGCAACCCUGACAAGUUGAUUUCUGUUCUAAAUGACGACCUUAAAACUCUCCAAAACUGGCUUAACCAGAAUAAACUAAGCCUGAAUGCGGUUAAAACUAAAUGUAUGUUUAUGGCAUCCAGGCAAAAAUUAAGUACUAUUCCUGAAGAACCUAAUAUUGCUAUCGCCGGAAACAAAAUUGAAAGAGUUAGAUCUUAUAAGUGUUUAGGUUUAAAACUGGACGAGAGUUUGACAUGGGAGCAUCAUGUUUUUACUAUAAUCUCCAAAGUCUCCAAGGUGAUUGGAGUUCUACGAAGACUAAAACCAUUGCUCCCACAGUCAACUCUUGUCAUGAUCUAUAACUCUUUAGCACAGCCUUACUUUGAUUAUUGUAGUAUUGUCUGGGAUAGCCUAGGUAAGGGUCUUGGACAAAGGUUACAGCGAUUACAGAAUAGGGCCGCAAGAAUUAUUACUGAAUCUGAUUAUAACAUCCGGUCAUCAGACAUUUUAACAUCAUUGAAUUGGACCAACCUUGAAACCAGACGUACCCAACAGUUCAAAACUUUUAUGUACAAAACUGUUAAUAAUAUGGUUCCUAGUUAUUUGUCUGGAAAAUUUACUUCCACGUCAAUGAUACACGAACAUAGUUUGCGUGGAUCUAAUCAUAAACUUUUUGUACCAAGACCCUUAACGGAAUCCUUGAAGAAAUGUUUUUCCUACAGAGGAGCUACCCUAUGGAAUGACAUACCCGUCGAACUCACUAGAGUUCAAUCUCUCGCUGAGUUUAAAUCUAAAAUAUCUUAAUAUUUCUCUUAUAUUAGUUUCUUUGCAUGUGUAGUUUGUUACUUUUGUAAAUAGUUUGAUACUUUUUUAUUAGUAAUUAGUCGACUAGUAUAGGUACACGUCUCCAUUGAAGAGUACAUAACAUAACCUGUGAAAUGGACCUCGUGUUUUAAAUAAAGAUGUCAAUCAAUCAAUCAAUCAAUAUUAUGGGUAAAGAAUGCAAAAAAUAUUAUGACGAUAAAGAAACUUGUGGCGGAGAAUGAGCGUUUUGAAUCGCUAAGCGGCACGCGUGUUUGCCGUCUCCAUCAAUAUGUCGCUGUUCGGUGACAUAACUUAUGCGAGCCCUCCAGAGAAAACAGCAAGCCGAAUGCUUCAGGUGAUGUGGAAAUUAUCAGUGAAGAAUGAAAAAAAUUAUUAUAGCUUUAUAUUUAUUCCUUACGACGAUACAGCGAUUUAGAUAGGAACUAACCGUGUCUUAAUUGCUCAAGAUUUCAUUGACCCGACACGGUUUGGCGACUUGACUUCAGUGGUGGCGUCAAGGAGGGGCUAGGGGGGGGGGCUACAGCCCCCCUGUCGGGGAGCCCUAGCCCCUCCGUCGGGGAAAGUUAAUAGAUUCAUCUGGGGAAACUGAGAAAAAAAUUUGAAGAAAUUCCGAAAAGCACGGUCUUGUCGCUAUGCUUGUUCUCCCGCAUGUUAUUACAUUAAUUAAUCAUUUACAUUAAUACUCACUAUUCACUUCUGCACUAGCUAUAGCAAGGUGCGACUGUAUUACGCACAUUUCUUAAUAUACUAUUAAAUAUAGUACAUGCGUUACGCAAGUUCGCUUACGUACCAGACAUCAAUACAUAAAUAUAGCACGCUAAAUGACAACAUUAUAAUUACCUCAUAUUCUAAAUGUGGCUUUCGCAUAGCAUAUACAAACGCACACUUGCACAUUUUAUGUAAAUAUCUUAUAUACAGUAAAGAUAUCUUAGUCUAUCUCGCUUGGCCCAAUUAAUAUUCUGCGGAAUAUUUCUAUGUGAACCGGUGUCGCAGGAAAUUUGGCCCCACCCCCCAAAAUAUGCCCCCCCUUCGGAAAUUCCCCCCCCCCCUCCCUCGAAAACAUAGUUUACUUUAUCGCUAUAAGCUCGGAAAUCGUGAAGCUUCUUCUAAAACCAAGAUCUUAAAAGUGUUUGUCAGUAUUUAUAGUUAGUUUGCAUAAUUUAUUUGUGUCGAAAUUCUUCAUUGCGGCCAAGAGCAAAAAGUUUGAAGGAAAGCGUAAUAAUAAUAACGUGCUAGUGCAGCACACAUGCAUGGGUAUCUGUAGAGGACAACGUUAAUGUAUAAUGGCUUAGCUUUAAGCUAAGGACACGAAACAAUUUUUAGAGAUAGGAAUAGAUAUUACAAGUUAAUAAGAUCUAUAAAUUCAGUCAUGAUCACAUAGUAUAAAAUUAGUCAAAAUAACAACCGCACUUUAGCAAACGAUGACACCAUGCGUUGGCGAAUAUGUUAAUAUACACGCGUCUAAUAAAUAACAGGGAGUAAUUAGCAUUAGGGUAAAAGUAGAAUUUUAAGUAAAAUGAGUGGUUAUUUCGUAAAAAGAAGUCUAUAGUGUGUCAAAAGUGGUCUAUAGUAGAUGCUUUUGACGAUGUUGAGGACAAAUUACAAGCUUUCAACUCAUUGUUUAUAGAUAUACUUGAUAAACACGCACCGAUAAAAACGUUUAAAAUCAGAGGUCGACCUAACCCAUGUGUAACUGAGAACAUUCGGGAACUGAUGAAGACUAGAGACAGGUGGAGAAAGAGAGCUAAGGAAACGAACGACCCUGAAGCUUGGAUUGAGUAUAAAAACCUGAAAUACAAAGUAAGAUCUGAAAUCAGACUGGCUGAGCGUGAAUUUAUAAAGGAUCAAAUUAACAAGAAUCCAAAUAACACCAACAACAUCUGGAAAGCUAUUCGCCUUUGUAUCCCUAACAAGUCAUCCUCUCAAACGAUCUUUAGUAAAGAUGACAAAACUGUAGCGAAUGAUUUCAACCAGUUUUUUGUUUCUGUUGGUCAAAACACAGUUGAGGACAUUAAAUUGCUGGCAAACGAAUGUGGUUAUCGACGCGAUGUGUCUUUUAUUCCGAGACAAUACCCAUUGUCAGAACAGUUUUCAUUUAGAACUACUGACAGUGAAGAAAUUAGUCAAAUUAUAAGCUCAAUGUCUUCCAAUAAAGCCCCAGGAAUUGAUCAAAUUCCCAUUCGCGUAAUAAAAGACUGUCUGACAUCUAUACUGCCUACACUUACAUCUAUUGUUAAUUCCUCACUAGUUACUUCUACCUUUCCCACUGUUUGGAAAAUAGCAGAAGUAACACCCAUUCCUAAAGAUGGAGAUCAUGAACAAGCGAUCAAUAAUAGACCUAUUUCAUUAUUACCUGUAUUGUCGAAAGUCUGCGAACGAGCUGCCUAUAAUCAGCUUUCUUCCUAUUUAUUAGAAAAGGAAAGAUUAACGCAACACCAGAGUGGAAAUAAGAAAUGGCACUCCACCGAAACUUCUGUUAUUCAAGCUACAGAUGCCAUCCUCAAUGCCAUAGACAAAAAGAAGCUUACUGCUACAGUCUUUUUGGACAUGAGCAAGGCGUUCGACAGCAUUGAUCAUGAAUUAUUAAUAUCUAAAUUGGAAGAUGUUGGAGUCUCCAAUAUGACACUUCUUUGGUUUCGCAGUUAUCUUUCAAACAGAAAACAAGUUGUAAAGAUCCACUCAACUAAAUCAGAACUUCUUCCUGUGGUCAGUGGUGUACCCCAGGGAAGCAUUCUCGGCCCUCUUUUGUUUAGCAUAUAUGCUAAUGACUUGCCAUCCGUUCCAGAGAAAUGUAAAUCUAACAGCUAUGUGGACGACACAAAACUUAGCGUUUCCUUCCAUCUACAAAACAAGCAAGGUGCCAUUGAAGAUAUGAAUGAGGAUCUUUUGAAAGUGCGAAACUGGUGUUUCAACAACCUUCUCUUAUUAAAUCCAAAAAAGACAAAGCUCAUGGUUUUCGGAAGUAGACACAAAUUAGCGGACCUAAAUGAGUUUAGCCUAUCCCUACUUGGGAAAAAUAUAUUCCCUUCCAAAACAGUGAAAGAUCUAGGAGUUACUCUUGACCCUCUCCUUUCUUAUGACGAACACAUAACUAAGACGAUCUCUUCGUGUAUGUCCCGCCUCGGUCAGAUAAAUCGUGUUAAGCACGUACUGGACAGGCAAACACUUAUCACUGUAAUAAACGCUCUUGUCUUCAGCAAGUUAUUUUACUGUUCGAAUGUUUGGGCCAAUACAACUGGCAAAAACAUAAACAAAUUACAAUCUGUACAGAACUUUGCCUGUCGUAUCGUUAGCGGAGCACGAAAGUAUGAUCAUGUUACACCACUUUUAAAAGAAUUAAGAUGGCUUCCUGUGGCAACUCAGUUGUACUAUCGUAGCACCACUAUGGCUUUUAAGUGCAUGACGGGCUGUGUCCCAGCUUAUAUUUCAUCCCAAUUUAUAAAGCGUCAGGAAGUAUCUAACCAUCAUACUAGGAAUUCACAACAACUUAAUAUUCCGUUAUUUAAAACGGCAACAGGUCAACGGACAUUUUAUUACAAGAUUGUUAGUCUAUGGAAUUCUUUAGACUCUUCUUUAAAACUUUGUGAAUCAGUUGAUUCUUUUAAACGUCGUUUGAAGACGAAGUUAUUGCAUGAGUUUUUGAGCAACUAG
Paramuricea clavata is the source of this 6452-nucleotide messenger RNA. Lineage: Eukaryota; Metazoa; Cnidaria; Anthozoa; Malacalcyonacea; Plexauridae. The record is from the annotation of a GenBank genome assembly.